Messenger RNA from Thalassophryne amazonica, 1930 nucleotides. Its product is annotated as espin-like protein. Gene Ontology annotation, cellular component: cytoplasm. Gene Ontology annotation, molecular function: actin filament binding. The record is from RefSeq and is a predicted model, not a curated record. Bases 86 to 1930 code for a protein of 614 amino acids. Lineage: Eukaryota; Metazoa; Chordata; Actinopteri; Batrachoidiformes; Batrachoididae. Gene Ontology annotation, biological process: actin filament bundle assembly. The transcript is spliced from 7 exons.
AUAUAAUACCCACAUACAGUUUUAGUAGGACACCUUUCACCCUAAUACUACAUUGCCCGAUAAGCUAAGGAAUUGCUCAUGCCAUAUGUGUGUGUGUUCCCAGCAGCCAGUGAAGGAGGUGCUUCCUCUGCCACACCACUCUGACCCCAGCCAACACCAUGUGUCCUCUUCCUUGGUGACUCCAGCUGCCGCUCUAAAGAAACACAGCACAAGCUCCAUCCAGCAUGUGCAGCUGGCCUCCUCAGUGGUGACGUCAUUCAGUCACCUGAAGCCUCCAGAGAAGGACACCACCGUGCUGGCUCAUAUGAAGCCGAUCAAGUCCCUGAGACAGGCUGGUUUCACUGCUGUCUUCACCGGAAAAGCGAACGUCACGAAGCCUGAGAGUGAGGUGAAGGUCCCGAUCAUUGAUGUGAUCCUGGCAGACGUUGACUCUCUGGUGCCCACUCAUGACGAAGGCGGACAGCCCAUAACAGAGUGGAAACGCCAGGUGAUGGUGCGGCAGCUGCAGGUCCGGCUGCAGGAUGAGGAAGAACACUCCUCCCUCCAGGGCAUGACUGAUGAAUACACACAUGGGGACGGCUGGAAGUACUCCCAAAACCACAACACUGUCCUGGGACCUUUCGGUGAGCUGCUAACUGAGGAUGACCUGGUAUACCUGCAGCAACAGAUUGAGAAUAUGUCAGUGCAGAAGCGACGUCAGGCCUACGAACUGGAGCUGAGCAGGCUGACCGAGGAGCUGAGGGCCAUCUUACCUGAUCCGCUUUUCAACAUAAGCCUUAACAAAGAGAUGGUACAGCAGAUGGAGUCAGAGGGACGAUGGACUUUACCGAAGUGGUGCCGUCUUGUGUCAGAGAUCGUCAAGAAUGUGUCGCUGCUCAUGACCAAUAGCACGGUGGAUGAAAUGACCAAUGGCUUUUUAGAAGCUGCAAAUAACAUAGGAAUUGGUCCAGGCCAGGUUCUGAUGCAAGAAGGCCAGAAGAUGGCUCCAACACAUGGGGAGACAUCGAGUAGUUACAAGAUAGGGAACAUAGAGAUGGAGGCACCAUGUGGCCUUCCUCUGGACACCAGCUGCUUCAGCAGAUCCCAGAGGGAAAAGGUGUCAAGGGAGAUCCAGCAGUCUGGGGUGUCGGUCAGAAACCUCAGAUCCAACUUUGAGGCACAGAUCGGAUCUCCUGCAGAAAACAACCAGAGCGACAACACAGCCUCUGAUUUGCAAGUGCACCCCUGUGAAGCUACUAAACAUCUGGGAUCAGUCAUGGAAACCACCAGAUUAAGGAAAGAGCGUAUAGUCAUCCUGUUCCUCAGCCACUGGAAGAAGUCUGCAUAUGCUGCUUCACUGAGAGCAGGGAGGCUGAGAAGCAACCAGGAGGCUUCUUCAAGCAGAGCGCAGCAUCCUCACCAGAAGACCACCUCCAUGCCUCACGUCUGCCGACAAAGAGGUGCUGUGGACAAGAUGCUCCACUCCUGGAAGAACAAACUAGCCCCCAAAGAUGCGAAAAGUCCUUCAGUGACCUACUCGCCAGAACAAUUCCUGCAAGAUGUGAACGGUGCAGCAAUGACACAUGAUAGCUUGACCCUUGACCUAUUCAUGCUGGGAUACUUCCACAUAUUAGAGCAAAAACUGUCGCCCGAGGAGAGGAAAAUGAGGCAUCUCCUCUGCUUUGAAGUCUUUGACCAUGUAGGGAGCUUCCCGUGGGAAAUGGUCCGUGACUUCCACAAGGCUGUUCUGCAGGAAAUCCAGGCUGGGAAGAGACAGUGGAACGACGGCUUUGAAGACAUCAAAGCUCGCUUCUUUGGCAGCUCAACACUAUGCCGCCGUUCAUCAUCAUCAUUCUUGUUGCCAGACAUCAGGCUAGUACCAAAGGUUAUAGUUCAGCCCGACACGCCACAGGAUGGCGACAGUGACAAAAACAUCCUGCGCCAGCAGUGA